This is a messenger RNA of Daldinia caldariorum, 6336 nucleotides long. RefSeq names its product glutamate synthase. Gene Ontology annotation, molecular function: iron-sulfur cluster binding; flavin adenine dinucleotide binding; iron ion binding. Bases 1 to 6336 code for a protein of 2111 amino acids. The record is from RefSeq and is a predicted model, not a curated record. The transcript has 8 exons. Lineage: Eukaryota; Fungi; Ascomycota; Sordariomycetes; Xylariales; Hypoxylaceae.
AUGGGCCUUCCUGCCGACUUCGACGAUAGACACACACAUAUAGAGUCCGAGGCCGAUGCCUACCAUCCUUAUGAAUAUCAAACAGAAAACAACGAUUCCUGGGCUGGCGCCCUCCCGGUGAAGCAAGGACUAUACGAUCCGAGCUUGGAAAAAGAUGCAUGCGGUGUCGGUUUCGCCUGCCACAUCAAAGGCAAGGCGAGCCACAAAAUCGUUAGCGAUGCUCGCAACCUCCUUUGCAACAUGACCCAUCGUGGUGCGGUUGGUUCUGAUGCACGGGAUGGCGAUGGCGCUGGUGUUAUGACAUCGAUUCCCCACAAGUUCUUCAUCAAGAACUUCGAAAAGGAGGAAGGCAUUAAACUGCCUCCUCUGGGACAAUAUGCUGUGGGAAACCUUUUCUUCAAGCCGGAUGAGGAAACUUUGCAGGAGUCGAAGAGGCAGUUGGAAGAUAUUGCCGAAUCGCUGGGGUUAAGAGUUUUGGGUUGGCGAUCACCUCCUGUAGACUCUUCUCUCCUUGGACCUGCUGCGUCUUCGCGCGAGCCAUUCAUUCUGCAACCUUUUGUUGUUCUUGCUUCUGCGUAUGGCUCUGGAAAUGCUCCUGAAAUGACGGACCCAGAGAAAUUCGACGAGAGACUAUUCGAACGACAAUUGUAUGUCCUUCGAAAGCGUGCUACCCACUCCAUCGGCUUGCAUAACUGGUUCUAUUUAUGCUCGCUCUCUAACAAGAAUAUUGUCUACAAGGGACAGCUUGCUCCCAUCCAAGUAUACCAAUAUUACCAUGAUCUGGUAAAUGCUGAUUACGAGGCACAUUUCGCCCUUGUACACUCUCGUUUCUCUACCAACACCUUCCCCUCUUGGGAUCGCGCUCAACCCUUGAGGUGGGCAGCCCAUAAUGGUGAGAUUAACACGCUCCGCGGAAACAAGAACUGGAUGCGUGCCCGAGAGGGUGUCAUGCAAUCCGAUAUUUUUGGUGAUGAGCUUGAACAUUUGUACCCGAUUGUUGAAGCCGGUGGCUCUGACUCGGCUGCUUUUGACAAUGUUCUAGAGCUUCUUACUAUCAACGGUGUUCUUUCAUUACCCGAGGCCGUCAUGUUGAUGGUUCCUGAGGCCUGGCAAGGUAAUACUGCCAUGGACCCUAAGAAAGCUGCAUUCUAUGAAUGGGCGGCAUGCCAGAUGGAACCGUGGGAUGGCCCCGCUCUCUUUACGUUCGCCGAUGGUAGAUUCUGUGGUGCUAACUUGGACCGAAAUGGUCUUCGUCCUUGUCGAUACUACAUUAUGGACGAUGACCGCAUUAUCUGCGCCUCGGAAGUCGGUACUAUUCACAUUGAUCCCGAACGAGUGAUUCAGAAGGGUAGGCUACAACCGGGCCGCAUGCUUCUCGUCGAUACCCAAGCCGGCCGGUUGAUCGACGAUUCGGAGCUUAAGGCCACUGUUUCUAGCCGUGUUGAUUUCCGCUCUUGGAUCGAUAAAGAGCUUAUUAGCUUGCCGAAGGUCCUAGGUAAAAUAUCGGAGGAGAAAUCUAUAGAUAUUGCAGCGAAACCAGACUCUAGCCGGCUCCAGGAAGACCCUCUACUACUUGCUUUCGGAUAUACUUAUGAACAGGUCAGCUUGCUGCUCGCACCCAUGGCUUCAGACGAGAAGGAGGCAUUGGGAUCUAUGGGCAAUGACGCUCCCUUGGCUUGCCUCUCUCAAGCUCCUCGUUUACUCUACGAAUACUUCCGACAGCUUUUUGCCCAGGUCACGAACCCCCCUAUUGACCCUAUUCGAGAGUCUAUUGUUAUGUCCUUGGAGUGCUAUGUUGGGCCACAAGGUAACUUGCUCGAGAUGGACCCUUCCCAGUGCGCUCGGUUACUUCUCCCAAGCCCGAUCCUGUCCAUUCCCGAAUUCAACUCCUUAAUCAACAUGUCCAAGAUUCACCCUGAAUGGACUGUCAAAACGAUUGAUCUCACUUUCCCUAAAUCGGAGGGCACUGCUGGAUACCUGAAGCAUCUUGACUUUAUUUGCAACGAAGCUACCGCUGCUAUCGAAGCCAGGGAUCGCAUCAUUGUUCUUUCCGACCGAAAGACGUCUGCCGACCGCGUGGCUGUCUCGUCACUUCUCGCCUCGGGUAUGGUACACCACCAUCUCGUCAGUAAUAAGUGGCGAUCUAUGGCGGCUAUUGUGCUCGAAACUGCGGAGGCCAGAGAAGUUCAUCAUAUGUGCGUCUUGCUCGGCUAUGGUGCUGAUGCUAUCAACCCAUAUCUGGCAAUGGAGUGUAUUCUAAAGCUUAACCGUGAGGGCUUGAUCCGAAAGAAGCUUUCUGAUGAUACUCUUAUUGCCAACUACAAGCACUCUUGCGAUGGUGGUAUCCUUAAGGUCAUGAGCAAGAUGGGCAUCUCGACUUUGGCCAGUUAUAAGGGUGCUCAGAUCUUCGAGGCUUUAGGCGUUGAUGACGAAGUCGUGGAGCGAUGUUUUAGGGGUACAGCUUCCCGUAUCAAGGGCCUCACGUUUGAGCUCAUCGCCGAAGAUGCGUUCCGUUUCCACGAACGCGGCUUCCCCUCCCGCUACACCGUCGGAGUUCCCGGUUUACCGGAGUCUGGCGAAUACCACUGGCGUGAUGGUGGUGAAGCUCAUGUUAAUGACCCAACCUCCAUCGCGAAUAUCCAAGAUGCUGUGCGCACCAAGAAUGACAAAUCGUACGAGGCGUACUCUCGUUCGGAGUAUGAGCAGAUUAAGGCUUGCACACUGCGUGGUAUGCUUGACUUCAAAUUCGAGGAGAGCAACCCGAUUCCGAUUGAACAAGUAGAGCCGUGGACGGCAAUCGUUACGCGAUUCUGCACCGGUGCUAUGUCCUACGGUUCUAUUUCCAUGGAGUCUCACUCUACUCUAGCUGUUGCUAUGAACAGACUAGGUGGCAAAUCAAAUACCGGUGAGGGUGGAGAGGACCCUGAGCGAUCGCAAGUAAUGCCCAAUGGCGACACAAUGCGGUCUGCCAUCAAGCAAGUUGCUUCGGGACGGUUCGGCGUCACAUCAGCAUAUCUUGCCGAUUCUGAUGAACUGCAAAUCAAGAUGGCACAAGGCGCCAAGCCUGGUGAGGGUGGUGAACUUCCUGGCCACAAGGUGUCCAAAUCUAUUGCUCGAACCCGUCACUCGACUCCUGGUGUCGGUCUUAUCUCGCCUCCUCCUCAUCACGAUAUUUACUCCAUUGAGGAUCUAAAGCAACUCAUCUACGAUCUAAAGUGCUCAAGCCCCCGAUCUCGCGUCUCCGUCAAGCUCGUCUCCGAGACAGGUGUUGGUAUUGUCGCUUCUGGUGUCGCAAAAGCAAAGGCUGAUCAUAUUCUAAUCUCUGGACAUGAUGGCGGCACUGGUGCCAGCAGGUGGACUGGUAUCAAGUACGCUGGUUUACCUUGGGAACUUGGUCUUGCCGAGACUCAUCAGACCCUUGUCUUGAACGAUCUGCGUGGGCGAGUUGUGGUCCAGACAGAUGGUCAACUCCGAACCGGACGUGAUGUUGCCAUCGCCUGUCUACUUGGUGCCGAAGAAUGGGGCUUUGCUACGACUCCCUUAAUCGCCAUGGGAUGCAUCAUGAUGAGGAAGUGCCAUCUCAAUACUUGCCCUGUAGGUAUCGCCACUCAAGACCCGGAGCUUCGUAAGAAGUUCAAGGGUACACCUGAGCAUGUUAUCAACUUCUUCUACUACGUCGCCAAUGAGCUCCGAGCCAUCAUGGCCCAGCUUGGAUUCCGGACGAUCAACGAAAUGGUGGGGCAUGUAGAGUGCCUUAAGGUCCGGGAUGAUCUGCGAACUAACAAGACCGCCAACAUUGACCUCUCGCUUAUCCUUACACCUGCCCACAAGCUCCGACCCGGCGUCGCAACAUUUAACGUUCGAAAGCAGGACCACCGUCUCUAUGUCCGACUUGACAACAAACUCAUCUCAGAAGCUGAAUUAACCCUUGAUAAGGGACUUCCAUCUCGUAUCGAGUGUGAUAUUGUCAACACGGACCGAGCCAUGGGUACUUCGCUGUCCUACCAAAUUUCCAAGCGAUACGGAGAAGCUGGCCUACCAAUGGACACAGUGCACGUCAAUAUUAAGGGCUCUGCCGGUCAGUCUUUUGGUGCCUUCCUUGCUCCUGGUGUCACAUUGGAACUGGAAGGCGAUGCCAACGAUUAUGUCGGCAAGGGUCUGUCGGGUGGUCGACUUAUUAUCUAUCCUCCUCGGUCGGCUGUAUUUAAGGCUGAAGAAAACGUCUUGAUUGGUAAUGUUUGCUUGUACGGAGCCACCAGCGGUACUUGCUUCUUCCGAGGCGUCGCUGCCGAGCGUUUCGCUGUUCGGAAUUCGGGUGCGACAGCAGUCGUUGAAGGUGUUGGCGACCACGGUUGUGAGUACAUGACUGGUGGCCGUGUCGUCAUCUUGGGAAGUACUGGUCGCAACUUCGCUGCUGGUAUGUCAGGCGGUAUCGCUUAUGUUCUUGACAUUCACGGCGACUUCGUGGCCAAGCUCAACACGGAGAUGGUUGAGGCCUCCGAGGUUGAGGACCCUACCGAGAUUGCUUUCCUCCGUGGAUUAAUUGAAGAUCACCACCAUUACACUGGAUCCGAGUUGGCUGCUCGCAUCCUCGUUGACUUCAACAGGGCGCUCCCGCGCUUUGUUAAGGUCCUUCCGGUCGACUACAAGCGGGUGCUUGAAGAAGAAGCUGCUAAGGCUGCUGAGGCAAAACGUGCCGAGUACAACCUCCCCAUUGUUUCCGGUGUCCAAGCCAAGAAGGAGGAGAAGGCCGCGAAGCUUCAGGAUAUCGAGGAGACCAUCGGUGACAAUGCUGCUGAGAAGAAACGUGCUCUGGUUCUCGACAAGACGAAGGGAUUUAUGAAAUACCAACGUCGAUCAGAAAAGUAUCGCAGCGUCAAGACGAGGACCAAGGACUGGGCAGAGCUAUCUCAACGUCUGAGCGAAGAUGAACUCAAGUACCAGUCCGCGCGAUGCAUGGACUGCGGUGUUCCAUUUUGUCAAUCCGAUACGGGAUGUCCCAUCUCCAAUAUUAUCCCGAAGUGGAACGAACUAGUCUUCCAGAACCAGUGGCAAGAUGCUCUCAACCGCCUGCUCAUGACUAAUAAUUUCCCCGAAUUUACUGGUCGCGUAUGCCCUGCGCCUUGUGAAGGUGCUUGUGUUCUUGGCAUCAACGAGGAUCCUGUUGGUAUCAAAUCCAUCGAGUGCGCAAUUAUUGACCGUGGCUUCGAGAUGGGCUGGAUGGUACCACACCCGCCUGAGGUGCGAACUGGAAAGAAGGUCGCCAUUAUUGGUUCCGGACCUGCUGGCCUUGCUUGUGCCGACCAACUGAACAAGGCUGGGCAUACUGUUACUGUCUAUGAGCGUGCCGAUCGAGUUGGCGGUCUACUCAUGUACGGUAUCCCCAACAUGAAACUCGACAAGCGUGUCGUGAAGCGUCGAACGGACUUCAUGGCUGCCGAGGGCGUACAGUUUAAGACUGGAGUCACUGUUGGCGAGGACAUUACCUUGAUGGACUUGAAGGCGAAGAACGACGCUGUAGUUAUUGCAACUGGUGCCACGGUUGCUCGAGACCUUCCUAUCAAGGGCCGCAACCUCGACGGCAUCCACUUUGCGAUGGAGUUCCUGCAUAAGAAUACUAAAUCGCUACUCGACUCCGAACUAGCUGAUAAUGCUUACCUCUCUGCCAAGGACAAGAACGUCGUGGUCAUUGGCGGUGGUGACACUGGUAACGACUGCAUUGGUACUUCUGUCCGUCAUGGCGCCAAAUCAGUGAUCAACUUCGAGCUCCUGCCUCAGCCUCCACCACAACGAGGCCGUGACAACCCCUGGCCGCAGUGGCCUCGUAUCUACCGCGUUGACUACGGCCACACGGAAGUGGCUCAGCACAUGGGCAAGGAUCCUCGUGAGUACUGCAUCAUGUCCGAGGAGUUUGUAGACGAUGGCAACGGUCGUGUCAAGGGUAUCAACACCAUUCGCGUCGAGUGGACUAAGUCUGCUACUGGGGGUUGGGACAUGAAGAAGCUCGAGGAUACUAAGCAGUUUUUCCCCGCUGACCUUGUCCUCCUCUCCAUGGGUUUCCUCGGCCCUGAGGCUCGUGUUCUUGGCGACGAGAUCGAGAAGGACGCUCGAAAGAACGUCAAGACUCCUGCUGGCUCCUAUGCCACCAAUGUACCGGGCAUCUUCGCGGCUGGCGACUGUCGUCGUGGACAGUCGCUAAUCGUCUGGGGUAUUAACGAAGGACGACAAGCCGCUCGUGAGGUCGACCUAUACCUAGAGCACUAUACUAACCUGCCCGUCACUGGUGGCAUUGUAAAGCACACAGCGCAGGAAAUCUUUAGUGUUGCCGCGGCGUAA